GACGAGGAGGAGUAGGGGUAAGCGAGGAGAGGAAGCACUUGAAGGAGACGCAUCCUCUGCGCAGUGGUGGAAGCAACAUCUCUCUGUCAGAGUCGGGCUGUUCUUUUGGACGGUACUCUUCUUAAAACAAUACAACUGUUGUGAUGUGGAUUUACAAGCUGCUGUUCACACUCUUCAUCCUGUCCUGCUCAGAGGGCAGAAGAAAUGCCCUGCAGGACUACCAGAGGACCGAUGGCAUACGUCUGGUGGUCACGCCCCCAAGCCCGUCCCACCUGACCAAAAGCAGGAAGAUCAGCAUUGCCAAGUGUGCUCGAACCUGCAGCCGCAACAAAAAACUCCCAUUCACCUGCAGAGCGUUCCUCUAUGAUCACCAAAACAGGAAAUGCCAGUGGUUGUCUUUUGACCGGAACUCACCAGUCGCCCAAUUGCAAAACGAUGUGAAUUUCCAGCUUUAUCAAAAGAAAGAUUACAUACGUGAGUGUAUCGUGGGUACAGGUCAGAGCUACAGAGGGAGAAGUUCGGUGACAGUCACUGGGAUCCAGUGCCAGGCUUGGGCCUCCAAUAUUCCUCAUGAACACAAAUUCAUGUCCAAGCGCUUCAGGAAGAAGGACCUCAGGGAGAACUACUGUCGUAACCCAGAUAAUUCCACCGUCGGACCAUGGUGCUUCACUACUGACCCACGGGCACACCUGAGACACCAGGAGUGUGCUAUACCACAGUGUUCCCAGGUGGAGUGUAUGCAUUGUAAUGGUGAGGAUUACAGGGGACCCCUGGACCACACAGAGAGCGGAAAGGAAUGCCAACGUUGGGACCUGGACGAGCCACACAAGCACCUGUACCACCCUGAAAGGUAUCCUGACAAGGGCCUUGAUGAUAACUACUGCAGGAAUCCAGAUGGACGCCACAGGCCAUGGUGCUUUACCACGGACCCCAGCAUAAGCUGGGAGUACUGUAACAUCAAAGUUUGUGACACGCCUCCCAAAAGAAUGGUGGUGGAGACAAGCGAGUGCUACAACGGUAAAGGAGAAGCUUACAGGGGGAUGGUGGACAUGACCCCCACUGGGAUCACCUGCCAACGCUGGGACUCUCAGUAUCCCCAUAACCACUCAUUCAUCCCACAGGCAUACUCUUGCAAGGAUCUGAGGGAAAACUACUGUCGGAAUCCAGAUGGCCAACAAUUCCCAUGGUGCUUCACGACAGACCCGAGAGUCCGCACAAUGUUCUGCACCAACAUCCUCCAGUGUGGCUCCCAAAACAAGCCUGACUGUUACGAAGGCUUUGGAGAAAAAUACCAAGGAGAGCAGUCGAGGACGAGAUCAAACCUGCCCUGUGCUCCCUGGAGGGACCAUAGCAACAGUGGCGAGAGGGGCCUGGUGGUUUCAAGCCUAGAGAGGAACUACUGCAGAAACCCUGAUAAGGACAAACAUGGACCGUGGUGCUACACCAACAAUUCUGCUAUACGCUGGGACUACUGUCAUGUCAAACCAUGUAAUGCUUCCCAGAGCAUCAUUCCAGUGGGGGAACUGUCCUCUGUGGGUUGUUUUGUCCAUAAGAGGACCAGGAUCGUUGGAGGAGGUCCGGUGAGCGUAUCUGACGGCAGCUGGAUGGUCAGCAUACAAAAAGGGUCAUUACACUGGUGUGGGGGUUCACUAAUACGAGAGGAGUGGGUACUCACAGACAGACAGUGCUUUUCCUCAUGUGUUCCAGACCUGAGUGGGUAUCGAGUAUGGCUGGGAGUAUCAAAUAUUGAAGAGUCUGAUUGGUCAACAAGACAGGAAGUCAGCAUAGCGCAGGUGAUAUGUGGCCCAGAAGGUUCCAGUUUGGCCCUCAUAAGGCUCUCCAAGCCUGCCCUCCCUGCAGACAACAUCCAUACCAUUCAGCUGCCUGUAGAUGGUUGUUCCAUCCCAGAGGGUACCAUAUGUAAAAUGUAUGGAUGGGGAGAGACCAAAGGUACAGGUCACGAUGAUGUCCUAAAAGCAGUCAGCCUGCCCAUUGUGAGCAAUGAAAAGUGCAGAGAGUUGCACAGGGGAAGCCUGCACAUCACCAACUCCAAAAUCUGUGCAGGAGGCAGGAGGAACGAGGGCGUGUGUGAGAGGGAUUAUGGUGGCCCUCUGGUGUGUCAGGAUGGCGAGAUCAAGGUUAUUAUUGGCGUGAGCAUCCACGGCAGAGGGUGCGCUCGUGCCAACAGACCAGGCAUCUUCAUCAACGUUCCCUUCUACACACAAUGGAUCUACAAAGUCUUCAAACACUACCCUGAGCCGGAGCUCAGCACGGACUAACACACAGCAAACCAGGGGAUUAAACUAACAUUGUACCAGCAACUGCAGCAAAACUCAGGAGGACUCAUCCGCUUUUAGGAUUGCUUCUUAGUAGAUGAGUAAGUAAAAUGUUAGAUUUAAACACACCAUGAACAGAUGUCACACUCGUGAGAGCACAUGAUGGUAAUUACCAAAAAUACACAGCUGUCCAGGUGUUUAUCAACACAGCUAGUAAGGACAAGAUGCUGCCCGAAUCAGGCUAAGAUAAAAAAUAUAACAAUAAUAAUAAUCGUACAGUGCAGUGGCAAGGACUUACUUUUUACUCCCUUUGAUGCUUCAGUAACUUUUGCUGCAAAAUAGCAAUAUUACAAGAUUAAAGUUAUAUUUUUGCAGAAAAUAGGUGUAAUUCUAAAAAAAAAAAUAAUAAUUUUUUUGAGAAAAGUUUCAUGAGAAAGUCUUAAUAUAGAGCAAUCAAUUAAAGAAUUAAAAACUUUAUUUUAAAGAGUUAAAUACUUUUUAAAAAUUAAUUGAAGAAACAUGAAAUAAUUAAUUUAAAUACAGUAAUUUUGAGGGGGUGAAACUUGAGGGGCUCAUUGCAAGAAUAAAGUAUUUAAAAGGAAUUUUACCGGAAUACAUUCCUUUUUUUUUUUUUUUUAGAAACAAAAUCACAAUAUUAUCAAGAAAAGUUACAUUUAUGAGAAUAUUUCACUGGAAAGUUCAUGACUAUGAGAAUAAAGUCUUACGAUUAUCAGAAAAAAAGUCCUAAUUCCUUGGUAAUAUGCUGAAGCAGCAAAGUUAGCAAAACUCAAAGUUUGAGGGACUGAAUGUCUUCCCUUUUUUUUCAAUUAAAAAAACGUUGGCACAUCAGCGACUUAAAUUCCAAUUCCCCUUCCAACAGCAAUGACAUAAAUGACACUGACAAAAUUUGAACUAGAAGCUGCAACAGUAUAUUUGUACAUCAACACAAUUGCUUGGGUUCUUUUUUCCUGGUCAUGUCACCUUUGCAUUUCGUGUUCGGCAGCCCCAUAGGUCACUGAAAACAUGUCAACGUGCCCGUCUUGCCGACUAAGCUCUUAGCUCGGGCUUGCACUAUUAGACACUUAGUCAUGAUUAUUGUAAUUGAACCACAUUCUGUAUUAACUAUAAAAUACCUCCCCCUGCCCUUAAUGCAGCAUGACCACUGGUACUGUAAGUUAAAUAAAUCGUGCUAUGUAGCGAUGAAGUUGUGUUAUGUGAGAAUACUUUGGAUUCCUGGCAUUACUUGAAACUUUUGAACACCAAACUGUUUUGGUUCGGCAGCGCCCUCUGUAGAGUACAUCCACGUGUCGGAGGCAGGGCUUUUAAGUGUAUAUAAUUAUUUAACGAGUGUAUUAUGGCACUCUAUGUUGGGUCUUAUAGAUCUACGUAUGGCGAGAUAAAUGAAUGUUGUAGUUGAAGCGAGUAUUCAUGAAUUUACAUUCUAGUUUUCUCUUAUAUUGUAUAAAAAAAAUGCCUAUAAACCUCAUGUCAAUUCCAACCCACUGACUGUAUAUUAAUGUGUACUGUAUAUAUACUGUAUCUGUCGAAAUGUAUGGUGAUUUAGCUUGUAUGGGCGUCCUAACAAAAGCAUUUUGUGUAUGUGUUCGCAAUUAGCCAUAAUAACACUCAAUUAAGUGUGUGACUGUUCUCUUUGAUGGUUUGAGAGAAUCGGUGAGUGUUCUGAACUCCUAUUUCAGUGCGUGUGUUGUACCGAUGCUGUUUGGAGGCUGAAUCAACAGCACCUCUGCUGGUUGCAACCAAGUACUGCACUCAAUUUUGCCUCAAAUAAACACAAGCAAUGAAUCGACUAUUAUGACCAUCACUAUAUGCUAUACCAUUUUUUUUUAAUGUACCAAAACUAAACACUGAAAGAGGAGAACGUAUGUGUUGCUGCUCUCCUCUACAGAUUCGUACGUUGUUGUUCAAUUUGUUGUGUAUAAGCGCAUUCACUAUGAAAUAAUUGUAUUCCAAUAUGCUACAUGUAUGAAGCCACUCUGGACGUUAUUUGAAUUAUUUUAA
Molecule: messenger RNA, 4295 nt
Organism: Dunckerocampus dactyliophorus (ringed pipefish)
Lineage: Eukaryota; Metazoa; Chordata; Actinopteri; Syngnathiformes; Syngnathidae
Gene: hgfb
Product: hepatocyte growth factor
Exons: 18
Coding region: 144-2279 (711 amino acids)
Biological process (GO): proteolysis
Molecular function (GO): serine-type endopeptidase activity
Source: RefSeq, a predicted model, not a curated record